AUGGAUAUCACUUGGGAAUCGAAGCAGCUGCUAUCAGAACAGCAAGCUGAUCUUAAACUGCCUGAAGAGAUAUUGAUGAUCCUGAGGGAGGGCAGUAAUGUACGAUACCUUGGGUGUCUCUCCGCACUUGCCCUCGAUCCUGCGCACACGACCACAAUCUUUACAACUCACGAGCCAGCUUUUGUUGAAAUAUGCAGCAGAUGGCUGGCAGCGUCAGAUAUCGAUAGUCUGUCGGCACUGGCAGCCCUGGCACGAGUACUCCCAUCCGCACCCCACGCAUCUGUCUUCGCCAAAGCGCUGUUGAAACAAAAGAGAGAUGGGACACUGGAGGCUUUGGCAUCUCGGAAGGGGACCGCACUACAAGAAAUACCCGAGGGACAGCUACAUACACUUCUCCUUGCGCUUUGCCGCCUUUUGAUGUUCGAUAACGAGGAAUUUGCUGAGAGUGUUACGCCUGUACAGCUUCAAGUGCUGCUAAGGCAUGAAAGUUUACCCAUUAGAUACCUAGCGGUCAGGAUCCUCUGUUUGUAUCUUCACGCUUCAGACGCGGCCCUGGCAUCCAUGGUCAAAUCAUUUAUUGGAGAAGAUGAGAUAACUGGUCCGUGGGAGGACAAGAUCAUCGACUACACAUUCUUCAGCUUGUGGGAGGACAAAAGGGUGCAAAAUAUUGGUCGAAUGUUUAAGGAGACUCGAGCUACACGGAUUACGCAAAAAGGAGGCGUGACAGGGUUGGCAAUUCAAAGACGCAUCACUUCAGCGGACCUAUCGAGCACGACAUCGUGCCUUGCUGGUAUCUUGGUACCCAGGAUUGGAGAGAUGGAACCUCCUACGUCUUCGCUUGUCAUGACAGAGACUGUCACCAAGAAUCUUCGUGCGCUCGCAGAGGGUCUCAAUGACUCAAGGCCGUUGUUAAUAACCGGCUCUUCUGGCGCGGGCAAGACUACCCUGAUCAAAAGUGUGGCACGAGAGCUUGGGAAAAGUUCAUCAAUGGUUACUCUGCAUCUCAAUGAGCAGACCGAUGCUAAGUUACUCAUUGGCAUGUACACCAAUGCCAAAACACCAGGUUCUUUCACCUGGCGUCCAGGUGUCUUGACGAACGCAGUAAUGGAAGGUCGAUGGGUGGUUAUUGAAGAUCUGAACCACGCGCCUAUUGAGACUAUCAGUAGUUUGCUUCCGUUGAUUGAACGACGAGAGCUCCUGAUCCCCAGCUGGGGUGAAAGUAUUCGGGCUGCUCCUGGGUUCAAGCUUAUUGCCACUGUGCGUUCAGCACGGAACGUCCAUGGGGAGGAGGUCAUACCUACAACCAACGUUAUUGGCAUCCGACAUUGGCUACGAGUCCCGUUCCAGACACCUUCACAGGAGGAGCUUGCCGAGAUUGUCAAAGUACGGUUUCCCAUUCUUCGCGCUUACAUUCCACGCUUCAUGAAUGUAUAUAGCACCCUCAAAUCCCACUUUUCCUCAAACAUGUCCAAACCAGCUAUACAUCCCAGUAUCUCCAGGCCGCUCGGACCUCAAGAUCUUCUAAGGUGGUGUGGAAGAGUCGAGAAGCUCCUUCUCACGGCCGGCGUCAACUCAGACCAGGAACCUGUUCCUGAAGCAAUGAAUGAUUAUAUCUUUCUUGAGGCUGUUGACUGCUUUGUUGGAGCAGUCCCAUGGGGAUCCUCGAGAAUUCACGGUGUAGAUAUUGUCGCGCAAGGACUACACAUGCCUGCAGAGCGGGUCAGAUACUGCUUAGAGUCUCGGAAGCCGCAAUAUGAGGGCAACGGAACUUUACUUCAGAUCGGUCGUACCAGCCUACCCAAGCAAAAACGGCCGCAUGGUGCAAAGUCGUUAGGCUCACGAAUCGAUACUAGUCCUUUCGCGACCACCGAUCAUGUCCUUCGGAUACUCGAAUCUGUUGCUGUUGCAGUCAGGCAAGCAGAACCGUGCUUGUUGGUUGGCGAAACGGGCACAGGCAAGACUACCAUCGUCCAACGGCUUGCUGACUCAUUGGACCAGAAAUUGACCGUCGUGAAUUUGUCACAGCAAAGCGAAGCGGGAGAUCUUCUCGGUGGAUACAAGCCAGUCAACAUGAGAGCUCUUGCAGUACCGAUGAAGGAAGAGUUUGACGACUUGUUAGAGCUGACGUUCUCUUCGAAACGAAACCAGCAUUACAUCGAUACCCUCGGUAAAUCGGUAGCAAGAGGUCGAUGGGAGCGCGCGUUGACGCUCUGGCAAGAAGCGUUGCGCAUGAUUGAGACUCGUCUCAAGCACACGGACCCGCAAUUCGAUACCAGUAACCCAGAGCCUCAUGCCAAAAAGAGAAAACUGCAGUCUCCCAACAUCCAAAAGCUAAAAAGCAGGUGGGACAAAUUUGCCUCCAGGGUGCAAACUUUCCAGAUGCACCUUGCCAGCGGCUCUAGAGGAUUUGCCUUCUCUUUUGUAGAAGGUAACGUCGUCAAAGCAGCAAGGAACGGGGAAUGGGUCCUUCUGGACGAGAUAAAUCUUGCUUCGCCAGAUACUUUGGAAAGUCUAUCAGACUUAUUUUCUGACGUAACCGACGGCGGCCCCUCUAUACUCUUAACAGACACCGGAGAUGCUGAGAGGGUCCACGCCCAGAAAAACUUCCGAAUAUUUGGCGCCAUGAAUCCUGCAACGGACGUCGGCAAGCGCGACUUGCCCAUAAGCCUCCGCUCCAAAUUUACAGAACUCUUUGUCGAAGCUCCAGACAAGGACCUUGACAACCUUGUCCCAGUCGUCAAGGCCUAUCUUGGCACCCAUAACCACGUAGACCUACGCGCUGCCACUGACGUGGCACAGCUUUACCUUGAGAUCAGAAAACUUGCCAACGAAAAUCGGCUCGUUGAUGGUGUAAACCAGAAGCCCCACUUUAGCCUCCGGACUCUGACUAGGACAUUGACUUAUGUCUUGGAUAUUGCACCGAUCUAUGGACUGCGGAGGGCUUUGUUCGAAGGUUUCUCUAUGAGCUUCCUCACCAUGCUCAAUACACGGUCGGAGCUACUCUUGCAACCACUGAUAGAUAAAUACAUCCUGAGUCCUCAUAAAAACAGCCGGGCCUCUCUUCACCAGACCCCGCGUUUGCCGCAGAAUGAUAAACGAUAUGUUCAAUUUAAGCACUACUGGAUAGCUCAAGGCGCGGCCACGAUCGAACAGCAGGCUCAUUACAUCUUAACACCAUUCAUUGAACGCAAUCUACUGAAUCUAGUGCGCGCUACAUCAACUCGGCGAUUUCCUGUCUUGCUUCAAGGUCCUACAUCUUCUGGUAAAACAAGUAUGAUUGAGUAUCUUGCUCGAAUAUCUGGCAACACAUUUGUUAGGAUCAACAAUCACGAGCACACUGAUCUUCAAGAAUAUCUUGGCACUUACGUCUCGGGUCCAGAUGGUAGUCUUCAGUAUCAAGAAGGUGUAUUAGUCCGUGCUCUCCGAGAGGGAUACUGGGUCGUUCUAGAUGAGUUGAAUUUAGCCCCAACCGAUGUGCUCGAGGCACUCAAUCGCCUGCUCGAUGACAACAGGGAGCUCUUGGUACCCGAAACUCAGCAGGUGGUACGGCCACACGAGAAUUUUAUGCUCUUCGCCACACAAAACCCACCUGGCAUAUAUGGCGGGCGCAAAGUCUUGUCUCGGGCUUUUCGUAAUCGGUUUUUGGAGUUGCAUUUCGAUGACAUCCCAGAUGACGAGCUUGAGACUAUUCUUCGCGAAAGAAGCCAAAUAGCACCAUCUUUUUGCACAAGAAUUGUUGCUGUGUACAAAAAGCUAUCGAUCCUUCGUCAGAGCGAGCGGCUGUUUGAGCAGAAGAACAGCUUCGCGACUCUGAGAGAUCUCUUUCGGUGGGCAUUGCGUGACGCAGAUGACCGCGAGCAGCUGGCAGUCAAUGGUUUUCUCCUGCUGGCUGAGCGAGUUCGAAAUCUUGAAGAGCGUGACGCUGUGAAACGGGUCAUCGAGGAAAUUAUGAAGGUUCAGAUCGAUGAGACUCAAAUCUACAGCUUAUAUAAGAUGGAACAGUCGUUGGGCUUGCCAAUCUCAUCACUUCGAGACGUUGUUUGGACGAAGUCUAUGCGACGCCUCUGCGUGCUUGUCACCGAAGCUCUAAAGAACAAUGAGCCUGUUCUUCUCGUCGGAGAAACAGGGUCCGGCAAGACUACUGUAUGCCAAGUCAUUGCAGAGAUAAUGAACACCCGGCUGCACAUUGUCAACGCGCACCAGAACAUGGAGACAGGUGACUUGAUUGGUGCCCAACGGCCAAUCAGGAACAGGACUGUAGCUGCAACGCAGCUGUCUCAAGAAUUGAUCGCGAUCUUGAAGAGCUGUAAUGCUUUCGACAAGGAGAUCGAAUACGAUACUGCUACCCUAGAGAGUGCGUACGAAACGUUACAGCGUCAAAAGCCUGCAAUGCUGUCCAAUGAAACUCGCCUUCGCAUUGAGGAACUCAGAAUUAGGGCAAACGGCUUGUUCGAAUGGGUAGACGGUAGUCUUGUUAAUGCAAUGGAGAAUGGCCAGCAUUUUCUGCUAGAUGAGAUCUCCCUUGCCGAUGAUUCGGUCCUCGAGCGCUUGAAUAGCGUCCUAGAACCUUCCCGUACCUUGUUUCUUGCGGAGAAAGGCUCGAAUGAUGCACUUGUGAAGGCACUGCCGGGCUUCCAAUUCCUUGCAACCAUGAAUCCGGGCGGUGACUAUGGUAAGCGAGAGUUAUCUCCGGCCCUGCGAAAUCGGUUUACGGAGAUCUGGGUUCCGCAUGCAUCAGAGAAGGGGGAGAUGCUUGAGAUAGUGCAGGCCAAGCUUACAGCGCAACUACUUGGUUUCUCACAGCCCAUGAUAGACUUUGCUGCGUGGUAUGCCGCGACUUAUAAUGCUGCUGCACCACAUAUCUCGAUCCGGGACUUGCUCUCGUGGAUAAAUUUCAUCAACGCCUUUCACGUUUCUGACCCAUAUUCUGCGCUACUCCAUGGAGCCGCCAUGGUAUAUAUUGACGGCCUAGGUGCGAACCCAGCUUCUAAAAUGUCAAUCGCGGAGACUGCAGUGCCGCAGGAGCGUCAGGCCUGCCUUUUGAAACUCGACGAGCUGUUCGGCCAUAGCUUGUCAACUUCAUACGGCGAGACCUAUCAGCUGUAUAUUACGAAGGACACGUUUUCUGUUGGCCCUUUCACCCUUCUGAAAUCAUCAAAUAUGAUACCAGAUCCGAAAUACAGUCUGCAGGCACCGACGACAAUUGCUAAUUCCAUGAAGAUUAUGCGCGCUCUGCAACUCCGAAAGCCUGUACUCCUCGAGGGAAGCCCAGGUGUCGGAAAAACGACGCUGGUUGCAGCCCUUGCCCACUCCAUUGGGAUGCCCCUCACGCGAAUCAACCUUUCAGAUCAAACCGACUUGAUGGAUCUCUUUGGUUCUGAUGUUCCUAUUGAAGGUGAACAGGCUGGCCAUUUCGGCUGGCGUGAUGCUCCAUUCCUUCGGGCCAUGCAAAAAGGCGAAUGGGUCCUCUUGGAUGAGAUGAACCUAGCUUCGCAAACUGUGCUUGAGGGUCUCAACGCAUGUCUCGACCAUCGAGGUCAAGCCUAUAUCUCCGAACUUGGUCAGACUUUCGAAAGACAUCCCGAUUUCGUAGUCUUCGCCGCUCAAAAUCCGCAUCAUCAGGGUGGUGGUAGAAAGGGCUUACCUGCUUCUUUCGUUAAUCGUUUUACGGUGGUAUAUGCCGAAACAUUCACUCCAGAUGAUCUAUUCAUGAUCUCACGAGAGAUCUUUCCAGGCCUUCCUGUCCAUGAAAUUCAGAAGGUAAUGCAAUGCGUUACCGCUUUGAGUCAGCUUCUUCAGCAAAACCGCGGAAUAGGAGCAGUUGGCGGUCCGUGGGAGAUCAAUCUCCGUGACAUCUUACGUUGGCUUCACUUACUGACCGCUCAAAUUGGACUGAUGCCAACCGCAAGUCCUGCUGACUACCAGCCACUAUUAAUUUUACAACGUUUCAGGGCGCCUGAAGAUGUGAACGCUGUUUCGAAGCUAUUGCAACAGUAUUUUCCAAACAGCGAGUCUCAAAGCUACUUUCAUGGUAAGAGUGACACUACGGUCGAAAUCGGCCUUGGCCUUUUGCCCCGAGACGAAUUGUCGCAAGCAGUCUCAAGCCGCCGUCUGAGGACAGCACAAUACAAUCUGCCAAUUGUAGAAUCUGUCAUGAUUUGCAUACAGAACAACUGGCCUUGUUUGUUAGUGGGGCCCUCGGGAUCAGGGAAGACCAGCUUGAUCCUUCAGUUGGCAAGCUCUGUUGGAGCUGAAGUGGUAAAUCUCUCCCUUAAUACUGACAUGGAUACCAUGGACUUGGUCGGAGGAUACGAGCAACUAGACCCCGAACGCGACGCCACUGGUUUCGUGAAACGCGUGCGAGAUUACAGCCAAAGAGCACUCAUCGAACAACUGGUCUCCAAUGUCGAUCUAGGCAAAAGCCUCACCAGAGUCGAGCAAAAGCUCAGAGACAUCGCAGUUGACUUAUCCGAGGUUCUCCAGCUAAUCCAAGACGUCGCGCUGGAGUACCCAUCGUCAAGGUAUACUGAUUUUCUGUGUGAGUACGAGCGUCUUACGCAGCACGCCGCUAUUGAUGACAGUGCUCGCUUUGAAUGGGUAGACGGCAUCCUUGUUAAAGCCUUGAAGCAAGGCAGAUGGCUGGUUCUUGACAAUGCUAACCUGUGCAGCCCUGCAGUCCUCGAUAGACUGAACUCACUGCUGGAGCCGAAUGGAUUUCUAAGCAUCAAUGAGCAUCGCAAUCCAGAUGGCAGUGCUCAGAUCGUGAAGCCUCAUCCAGAUUUUCGAUUGUUCAUGACAAUUGAUCCGCGCCAUGGCGAGCUUUCACGAGCCAUGCGGAACCGGUCCAUUGAAUUGUUCAUGUCGGCUCAGUCUCCUUCCUCUACUGUCAACGUUUUGAGUUCGGGCUCCGAAUCCAGUAUCUCACGUUUUGAAGUAUUUCAAGCAAUUGAUUGGAACAAAUUUGACGAAACUCGCUUCAAAGAUGUGCUGGCAAUAUGUUUCGACCAUCUUGCAUUUUCUGAUUUACAUCUCAAUCUUCGAUGGCAGACACAGAUACUCAGAGGCUUGAACAACUUCUCACUCUCAAAGCUAGCAUGGUUUUCAUCUGUGGCCAAUAUUUAUAAGCAGAUGUCGGAGUUCGAUGGGUCCAUCCUCAGCGGCAUACGCAAUACAUAUCGCGAGAUUGCUGAUGGUCUGGCUCUUGCACCCGACUUCUCUUCUAUGCAGACAAUCCAUCCAUUCAAUAACCCGGUCUUGCUCUCUCGUAAAGCUUGUAAUGCCUGGUCGACUAGUCUUCACUGGCACGGUCAAGCUUUCGAUCUACUGGCAGAUAUCUAUCGCUUUGGACAGAAGCUAGCUCUUGUAUCCGAAGAGAUUCAGUCUAAGUCAACACCACAGAUGUCAAGACUCGAACGAUCACUCGCCUCAACCAGCUCCAGAAAAUUUAUGAACGAUUCAACACAACCUCUGGCACCAUUUUUGCAGAAUAUGGGAUCAUUCCUACGCAAUCUCGUUGACGGAAAGACAGGAGACUGUAGACCCGAUCAAGACUUUUUACUCUUCGCUCAUGAAACGUUGUCAUAUCUUCUGGAUGUCUUUGAUCUCUCAUACUCCUCAAAAUUUGAUGAGGGUACCUUUCAAGCUUAUCAGACUAUAGGAAGGGAAAUGGCUUCUAGAGCCAGCACAGACCGACUAGUUGGGAGUCUUACUGCGAGACUAGCGUCCGAGCUUGGCUCGAAACUCGAAACUUUCAAUGUAUCCUGGCAGCUGCAUUCCGGACUUGGUAUGGAACUACUCUGGACAGCUUUCAGACCAGUCAGUGCAAGGAACCUUCAUCAGCUUGAAUUAAGCAAUCAAGUCAAAGACCUCGCGAAUCGUUUUGACGCUCUGAAGUGGGAUUCUGGCGCCUCUGUCCAGGAGCUUUGUAGCCUGCAGAGGUCUAUCGCACGCAUUUACGAUGCCAUCGAAUCCGCCUCACCUCUGGACCUCAGAUCUCUUGAAGAUGUCCAGAAGAUUUUUGAAGGACUCGAAGUCCGUUCCGGUGUUGUCGGACCCAAUGUGUCACCUUAUCUUGCGUCUCAAUUCGAAGUGUUAUGUCAGUAUAGUGCUUGCGCAAGAGAUCUUGAGUCCUUAGAGUCCCAUUCCGAGCUAGGCCUACUUGCAGGAAGACCCACGGCAAGGUUCAUGAGAUUUGGAAUAUCCUCAAAUGCAUGGGAUGCACUUUCCCAAAUCCAACAAGCCACAGCCAUAGGUCUUUCAGAUAUGGAACUGGCCACGGUCCGAAAUAUCCUGCCAAUCUCAAUGCUUCACAAGCUGGAAGCUAUGAGUGAGGUACCCCUACGAUGUCUAGGAUUGUUGUGUGUCGAGAUUGGCAGCAUGUCGAAAACUAUAGCUGACUUCAGCGCCACUAUUAGCGGGUUCCCUCUGCAAAAUUUGGAUCGCAUGCUGCUUAGACUGCGAGAAAGGCUCCAUACAGCCUUGGGUUCCGAGGCCAGCUUUCCCGAUGUUGGGAAGACUAAAGAGGCCUUGGACCAGCUCCUACCUCGUAGCCACGAGACAUCCGAUCAGAGGAGCGUCGAUGAAAUGACUCAGCAUCUCUAUCGUAGCCUUGAAUCAGUCCUUGACCGAAAAAAGCCUGACAUGCCUGUAGCUCUUGGCGAGCAGUAUGGGGAAAUGGCGCAAACUUCAGCCGAUUGUAUUCAAUUUUUCACCGGCUGCUUACUUCUGUAUGUGCCAGACCGACCUUGCGAUCCGGCCCUGAAGCCCAUGGUAGAGCGUAAUCGCCACAACAGACGCAGAUCUGAGUUGGAGACAAAGCUUCAGGCACUUCAAGACUUUGAAUUCGUCUUCUCAGGCCAGCCAUCAAGUCUUCGCUCCCAGCUUGUGGAGAAGACGCUAGCCGAGCUUGGAGCCGAGCCUGAGGUCCCGAUGACGUUUCGACCUCAGAUAUCUGAGCUGGGCCAACUGCAGGCAGAAUUCAACAAUAUCGUGAAGAGCAUUGUCUUGAGAUCCCCUACCCCUUCGACGCUGCAGUCCGUCUUUUGCGGAGAUUCGGCUAAGAUCCAGGAAGUCCAACUUCUGAGAAUGAACAUCGCUCAAGCUGUGUCACGAUUGUCCCAUGGCUUUGAAGCUUAUGAGGAUAUCACAAAGCCUUUGAUUGGCUUCUUGCAAGGUCUUGAUGUUGGGCUGGCAGUCUCGUUGCUUACCGAUAGUCAAGAUAAUCCGCGUGAUCGCCGCAUGCAGUACAUGUGUGAGAUGACUCCUUUCCUUGGUGUCGGUCCCCAAGGGCUCGCAAGGGCGUCAGCAUUCGAGCUGGAUCUGUACCACUUGCAGUCUUUUGACCUGCGUCUACACUUCCUGAAAUACACUGGGAUUGCACGUAGCGUCAGUAAAGAUCUAGGCGACUUAUUUGCGCAGGCAAUCUUUCAAACAUUCCAGAGCUUCUAUCAAGAAUGGAAAGAAAAUCUUGGACGAGACCAACAAAAUAGUGCAGCUAAAUCAUCCCUAUACCGGUAUCGUGGUGGCGAAGAGGAAGGCAAUGAAGCUGAUGAGCAGGACUUCUACAAAUUGUUCCCGGAUUACUAUCGCCCAUACGAACAAGAUGUCGCGUCAAAAGGACCCAAGUACGAUGCAAGAGACCAAGCUCAACGACUCGCUGGUUUGCAACGCGAAACUUUCCAAAGUACCAAAAGCACAUCUGAGCGACUUCUGGACCUGCUCCAAAAUGCUUCCAAAGACAUUGCCAGCCUUUGGAAAGACACUUCGAUGUGCAAGUGUCCAGUGCCGGCGGAGAAGCUGCUUUCAGCCCUCGUGCUCAAUGUCAAUCAACACAAGGAGCGACUUCUCGGCCAAGCUGAGUUGGACAAGCUUUACAAUUUCUAUAGUGACGCAAAUCUCUCGGAAGCACAAAAACUGAUCGCUCUCGUUCACAAGACCCAAACACGAUUCUGCGAGCUGCAAGAGACUUGGCCCGAACAUGCAACCCUAGCAGAUGUACUGCGAACAUCAUCAGAGUUGCUGGCUUUGCGCCACACUGAGCCAAUUGCGAAAAUCAUGACAAAGGCGGAGCAGCUACAUGGCUACAUCCACGAAUGGCAGGUCGUUGCUAGUAAGCAGUAUACUGCAGUUGCAUUGUACGAGCAGCUUACCGAUCUACUUGUCUGCUGGCGUCGGUUGGAGCUUUCGACAUGGGCUCGACUUCUUGACAUGGAAGACCAAAAAUGCAACGAGGAUGCUGAGUCUUGGUGGUUCGUUGCAUAUGAAGUCAUCAUUGCGGCACCGCUUUCCAUGGUCGAUGCAGGACAAGAUCUCCAGGUGCAUGUAGAGCAGCUUUUCAGCAUACUGGCAGAUUUCAUGGGAACUACCUCCAUAGGACAGUAUGCCCAUCGUCGUGGUAUGAUCGAUUGCUUUCGGAGUCAUCUCGAGAUCCUCGCAAAAGAAAUUCCAUCGAUCGGUGUGGUACACAGCGCUAUUUCCAACUUUCUGAGCUACUACGCUCGCUUCGAAAGUCCUAUUCAAGAAUACCUGCACAACGGCCGGCAAAAGCUGGAGAAAGACAUGAAGGAGAUUUUGCUGCUUGCCAGCUGGAAGGAUACCAAUAUCAAUGCAUUGAGGGAUAGCGCGAAGCGAUCCCACCACAGGCUUUUUAAAGUGAUCCGCAAGUAUCGGAGCUUGUUGGCCCAGUCUGCUGAGACCUUUGUUAACCAAGAAUUUUCGAGUGAAAACGACGUGCCUGCACCAUCAAAGCGAAAAGAUAACACUCCUGAAGUGACCAAAGUGGAUCCACGUGCCAUACAGACCUGCAAAUCUCACCUCCACAGCUGGGAAUUGAAGCCUGAGAGACUCAUAAAUCCCACCUCGACAGCUCAGCGUAUGUUUCAAAUGAGUCAGCUGUCUCCCUCGGCGAUCGACGGCGCAUCGUAUCUGCACAGCUUCGGGACCGACCUGAUCAACAGUAUCAAGAGUUUGCAGAAGGAGACACCGUCCAAAGUUACAGAAGAAAACGGCGAAGCCAUCAAGCAUCUCAAAACCCGAAAACGUAAGCUAUAUGCGGAGACAUUAAAAGCCUUGCGUCACAUGGGUUUUCGAUCUAACCUGAGCGCUGAUGCGUUGACCAAACAAUCUUCGCUAUCUGUUGUACUAACAAGGACUCCGGCCAUCGCAUCGCAAUCUCAUCACCAAAUAGCUAGUGCAGAGUUCCACUUUCAUCAGGUGUUGCGCAUCGUUCCUGGGAUUAAGGAACGAUCUCGAAAUCACUCUGAAGACCUCAGUCACGGCGAAGUUGCUCGGAGCAUUGGUUACCUAGAGAGCAUGAUUUUCGUCAUCCUUAAGCAGAGGGGAAUCCUCGCAACUAUUUUCACUGAUCUCCAAAAGCUUGACAGGACAAUUGAAAUUAUGUAUAACUCGUGGGCACCAGACUCUUAUGCUUUGAAGAAACAGGAAAUUGGGCCACAGAAUGCUACUAAAGGAGUGCAAUAUGCUUUUAGAUGGUUGCCAGGAAUCAUAGAAGCUGGCUCUGUGAUCAUCGAAGAGCACGGAAAGAUGGGCAAACUUGAUCACUCAACCGUUCUGGCAGGUCUGGGGGUUUGGAAAGACAAGAUGGCCACGGCAAACAAUGCAUUCGACCAGCUUCCCAAGCUGCCUUUCAAUCUCUCUUCUUCACGACAUGAGGAAACUCACCAUAAGGCAGUAGUACUCCUGAAAGACUUCAGGACCAACCUGCAAAAGUUGAUUGACCACAAUCCUGGCUUAGCUUUUGUGCUAAAGCAAAUUGCACAAUGGACUAGUUCAGACGUUGCCUCCGAUGUUCUGCAGAGGAACGGUGAGCAUCUUACCAGUCUCGUGGAUCUGGAUAAUAGCAUCUCAAACGCGUCGAGUUCGAUUUUAGUAGCGAUGCAGCGAAUGCAAGGAAUCUCCUCGACCCUCCCUUCCUCGAUCGAGGACGCUACAUGGCUAACACGUACUGACUCCUCGUUAGCGGCCAGCCUCAAAAACCUGUAUUCCCGCGAGGUCAGUGGCCUGCUUCGAGAAGCCAUGGAUCAAAUACAAUACCUGAGCGCUGCGAAUGAUGGCGAUAUUCUCGCUGCAAGUGCGCUGUUUGCAUUGGCAUUGCCUAUCGUCCAACAAUUCCGCAGCAUUUUGCAAACCUCGUUCAAUCGAUAUGCUGAACUUCAUCAAGCAUUAUGUAAGCUGUCCGAUCAACUAGCGCAUUCCUUCUCGCAAAUCGUCCAAGAAGGCUUCUGUAGCCCAGCCGAGAACUCAGUCACAGAAGCUGGCAAGACCGACAAGCUUGAAGGUGGCACUGGUCUUGGGGAGGGCGAGGGCGCAGAAGAUAUCAGCAAGGACAUUCAAGAUAACGAGGAUCUGUCCGAACUCGCGCAAGGCGUGGCAAACGAUAAAGAGAAGGAGGAGAUCGAAGAUCAAGAGGACGCAGUGGAUAUGGAUCACGAUGAAUUGGAGGGUGAAAUGGGAGAUGUCUCCGAUAAAGGCGAGGACGACGGGUCGGCAAGCGGGGGCGAAGAAAACGAUAUUGAUGAGGAGACAGGAGAUAUAGACAACCUCGAUCCCUCAGCUGUAGACGAAAAGCUUUGGGACGGGAAAGCUGAAGACACAGACAAAGAGAGGGAGGGGCCGAGAGCCAAAGGGAAAGCCGACAAAGAUGAGCAGGUUGCUGAUGACGCUACCGAACAACGAGAGAGCGCCCAAGUGGAAGAGGGAGAAGAAGAAGACGAUCAAGCCAGCCAGACCGGCCUAGAAGAGGCAGAAGAGGUUGCAAUACAAGAGACAGAGAAAACGGAUCCGCAUGUUCAAGAAGGCCAGAAUCUAGACUUACCUGAGGAAAUGGAUUUGGAAAAUGUUGAUAGGACAGACGGGGAGUCAGUGUCUGGGGACAGCGACAUGGAGGGUAUGUCUGAUAUCGAACAAGAAGAUGGCGAGGAGAAGGAAGCCGAUGGCUUAUCUGAGAGCAGCCAAGAUAAUGAGUCUGAGGAAAACGUGAGAGUUGAUGCGGACGCUCAAAACCAGCCAGGGGAGAACGCCAAAGACGAUGAUGAUGUCGAUGUCAAUGGAAUUGAAGAAGCUGGGUCUCCUGUCGACACGGAACCGGACGAUGAGGAGCCAGCAGAUGAUCCCGGAUUCCUCUACGACAGAACGGACAAUCAAAACGUGGACCAACAAAAUCCUGCGCCUAGCGAUGCUAUAGGUCUCGGGGAAGAUGCUGACCAGAACGACACUGAUGACCAAACGAGAGAAAACAAGGCACAAGGCAAAGAUGGUGUCCAGGGAAACGCCACAAGCACUGACGAGCCUCAGGCUGCGACGGAAGACGGCCAGCUGGGAGGAGUGGAUAGGACGGAAGGUGGUCAAACAGAAGACGACAACCGAAACGAAAGCGGCGGUGGUCAGGCCUUCAAGAAGCUUGGGGAUGCUCUCGAAAAGUGGCAUCGGCACAAUAGGCAGAUUCAAGAGGCUCCUGAGGAAGAAGCGAAUGCUCCGCCUCAGACUGACGUAGACAUGGCAAAUCAAGAAUUCGAACAUCUCCAUGAUGAAGAAGCUGGAGCAGACACGCAAGCUUUGGGUACUGCUUCGGAUGAUCAGGUACGGGCUCUAGACAAAAAAGCUAUGGAUUCAGAAAUGCACCACGAGCCCCGUGCUUUCCCUCCAGACAAGACAGAUGAGGAGGAUGCCAUCGAGCACAUUGAGAGGAUGGAGGAGUAUCCAACACAACCGGAGGCACACAAGCCGCAGGAGCAAUCCGGAAUGGGAGCUUUUGUCGCAAGCAGGAACGACUGCGGCCAGCCAAGUGAUCAGCCUGGCACAGAGACCCUCGAAAAGGAAGAAGACGUUGAUGUACUUGACAAUGAUCUCUCAAACACUCAUCUUCAGCCUGCUUUUGAGGCAUCACCACGCUCUGCAGAGGAUGCUCGCCGCCUUUGGUCACACUACGAGAGUCUCACACGCGAUCUGUCUCUUUCCCUUACAGAACAGUUGCGGCUAAUCCUCGCGCCCACUCUUGCCACUAAAAUGCGCGGAGACUUCCGCACCGGCAAGCGCCUCAACAUCAAGCGUAUAAUUCCCUAUAUCGCCUCCCAAUACAAGCGGGACAAGAUAUGGAUGCGUCGUUCCAGCCCAUCAAAACGCAACUAUCAGAUCAUGCUCGCCGUCGAUGACAGUAAAUCUAUGGGUGAAAGUGGAAGCGGCCAAUUAGCCUUCGAAACACUUGCGCUGGUCUCUCAAAGCCUGAGCAUGCUAGAAGUCGGCGAUAUAUGCGUUCUUGGCUUUGGAAACGAAGUUCAUGUGGCCCAUGAAUUUGACAAAACCUUCUCCUCCGAAGCCGGCGCUCAGAUUUUUCAACAUUUUGGUUUUCAGCAAACAAAGACUAACGUAAGAAAGCUCGUCGCUGACUCGAUCACCCUCUUCCGCGAAGCAAGACGUAAAGUAUUCAACGCUGGCGCCGAACUCUGGCAACUCGAACUCAUAAUCAGCGAUGGCGUCUGCGAAGAUCAUGAGACGAUACGACGCCUGGUCCGCCAAGCUCAAGAAGAGCGCAUUAUGAUCGUAUUCGUAAUUGUGGACGCGUUGUUGAAGGGAGAGUCGAUUAUGGAUAUGAAACAGGCGGUUUUUGAGCCCGAUGUCAUAGGGGAGACCAAGUUGAAGAUUAAGCGGUACCUAGAUGGGUUCCCUUUCGCGUAUUACCUCGUAGUGGGUGAUGUGAGAGAUUUACCCGGUGUACUUGCCCAAGCUUUGAGGCAAUGGUUCGCUGAGGUUGUGGAAAGUGGGUGA
Letharia columbiana is the source of this 14781-nucleotide messenger RNA. RefSeq lists its product as uncharacterized. Lineage: Eukaryota; Fungi; Ascomycota; Lecanoromycetes; Lecanorales; Parmeliaceae. The transcript has 4 exons. Gene Ontology annotation, molecular function: ATP binding; ATP hydrolysis activity. Gene Ontology annotation, biological process: ribosomal large subunit assembly; rRNA processing. The record is from RefSeq and is a predicted model, not a curated record. The coding region runs from base 1 to 14781 and encodes 4926 amino acids. Gene Ontology annotation, cellular component: nucleus; preribosome, large subunit precursor.